This is a messenger RNA of Pestalotiopsis fici W106-1, 2505 nucleotides long. RefSeq lists its product as uncharacterized. Gene Ontology annotation, molecular function: ATP binding; ATP hydrolysis activity. Lineage: Eukaryota; Fungi; Ascomycota; Sordariomycetes; Amphisphaeriales; Sporocadaceae. The coding region runs from base 1 to 2505 and encodes 834 amino acids. The record is from RefSeq and is a predicted model, not a curated record. The transcript is spliced from 7 exons.
AUGGAAUCUGCAGCUUUAGCAAGUUUCGCGAAGGCGACAAAUUUAGCCACCUCUGCAACUUCAGAAGCCAAAAGCUCUGGUUGGGAAGACACCGAACGAGAACACAAUAUCAAUUCAUUGCAACGGCUUGCCACACCUGAAGAGCAUCAAGAGAAGAGGCAGGAUAUCAGCUGGACAACGGACCCCACGUUCGGAAAGCGGCGCCUAGAGCCUGAGGCGUCGCCGGCGUCGCCGGAGUCGCCGGAGUCGCUCGCGGAACUGCCUCCUGCAAUAGAACCCGCAGCCAAGCGACCUAAGAAUGGGCAUGAGAUCGAGGUUGAUGCUGUACUGCCGCCUUCGCCCGUCGUACCGGUUGUCACCCUGUCCACGUCAGACACUCCUUCCGUCCAGCUCCACGAUUUGUCUCCAUCACACCAAAUCAGACCUCAUGCCCCAGAGAAACAACUAGAUCGCAUGAGCUCCAAUACUUCUGAGAGGGCUGGCACUUCAUCCGAUCUAACAGGACAGCAAUCCAUCGACUUUCGAAUUGUGCAUGAAGUUAUUUGCUAUGAUAAAUUCCACCGAGAUGAAACGCUGUUCGCAACGUCGCCUACUUGGGAAUCCUCACGCGAAUCCUCUGGUAGUCACGGCUGGAAAGCACAUCUCACCUUCACCCAAACGAUUCGCAACAUAGCUGCGUUCAUGAAAGAAUCUCAAGAUAUUUCAUUCCUGGUCUUCAGAUACUAUCGGUGCAGCGACUCAAACAGAUGGGGUCGUCAUCACACUAAGACUACAUCAGACACUGGCGUUAGAUAUGAUGAGACUAUUGCUAUCGUCUCGCCCUCCUUACAGGCAAUAUUCGAUGACGUGAGCCGGUGUGUGCCAGAUAAAGGGAGCGCAGAGAAAGACGGUCCCAAAAAUUAUUCGGCGGAUUUCUUUUACCACCACAGGGCGGCAUUAAAUGAUCGGCACUCGCAGCUUGAAAGUAUGCCAAGAUCAGAGCUGACUGCAAUUUUAGGCUAUGUACAAGCAACAUACGGUACUAGGUUUGGAGAACUUGAUAUGUCAAUCGCCCAAGGAUUCAUCCAGGCAGACGAUCUUGCAGCAAUUUUCUGCCCGAAUCAAGUCGUCAUAUCCAGAAAGGGUGUAACACUCGAGGCUUUCGUUCUCAGAACAUGGCCAUGGAAGCGCGACACCGGUGUCUUACUCGAGUGUUGGCAAUGGGGGUUCGACGGGGGCUCUCUUCGGCGAAAAGAGGUCGAUUUGGAUAUCACCAAGUUGUCGCAGUCGGUGAUGAAAAUUCGCGAUCUAGAAGUCUUUCCCGCGAGUUUCGCGUCAGAAACGGAAAUUGAAUACCUGCAGUCACGUGGUGUCAAGAUUUGGAACAUGAGAUAUCCAAGCUUCGUGGCGUAUGAGGGAUGGGACGGUCAAAAAGAUUAUUUCUACGCCGCAGAGUCAAGAUGGAUGGUAGACUACCGCACAUACAAGCAGAUGCAUCCAACUGCGAAAACUUUCCAUUUUACGUCCAUGCCAAAGUUGCCUUUUGAUCAGUGGCCGGAUACACUGUCUCUUGACCUGGAAAUGCCCCCGGGUGAUUGCCUCCUCGCUUUUCCCGCGACGAUCUCAGCAUUCUCUUUCAAAAAGAAAGCCUGGAGUAUUCUUCGAGUCGAUCAUGUUCGUCGAAUCAAGUGGAAUACGGAGGCAUUCGACCGGCUGGUUUUGCCUGCAAAGACCAAAGAUAUGGUGAAGUCGCUCGUUAUGGUACGCGCAUCACCAAAGCAUUCGAAACAGAGGAAACUAUUGAACGGAAUGCAGGAUGAUAUCAUCCGGGGUAAAGGCAAUGGCCUGAUCAUGCUCUUGCACGGACCGCCGGGAACAGGCAAGACACUGACCGCAGGUAUCGUCGCCGAAAUCGCCAAAAUGCCAUUAUACAGUGUGACAUGUGGUGAUAUAGGGACAAAGCCCGAGGCUGUUGAAAAGUACCUUGGAACGGUCCUUAUGCUUGGCAAGAGAUGGAAUUGUAUCCUUCUGUUGGACGAAGCAGAUGCGUUUCUCGAGGAACGAUCCAUGUCCGACCUAGAAAGAAACAGCUUAGUUUCUGUUUUCCUUAGGACGCUCGAAUACUAUGAUGGCAUACUCAUCCUCACUAGCAACAGAGUUGGCACGUUUGACGAAGCCUUCACCUCGCGCAUCCAGGUGGCGCUCACUUACGGGCCUCUUACAGCCUCAUCACGGAGAAAGAUCUGGCAAAACUUCCUUGACAUGGUGCAAACAGAUAAAGAUGAUGUCGAUAUGGAUGAUCUGCUCAGCCAUUUUGAUGAGUUGGUGAGGGGUUAUGAGAUGAACGGCCGGCAAAUAAGGAACGUCUUCACGACGGCGCGGCAGUUGGCGAUUUUCAAAGAAGAGACGCUGGUCUGGGAUCACCUCGAACAGGCGCUUCAAAGCGUCAGCGCAUUCAACAAAUAUCGCCAGGGCUUGCAUGGGCACACUGAUGACGAGUGGGCCAGAGAGGAGAAGCUGAGGUAG